AUGGGUAAUGCAGCCCUAUUUGCUGUCGGUACUUUUGUUGUCUUUUGUACCAGCAUUGGACUGGUGGUAGCACUUCGUAAAUAUCGGCGGCGGAAUGCUUUACUCCCUCUGCCUCCUGGUCCACGGGGCAUACCCAUUCUUGGGAACGUGAAUGAUAUGCCCAAGAAGGACGAAUUGGAGUGGCAGCACUGGCUUAAGCACAAGGACAAUUACGGUCCGAUUAGUUCUGUCACAGUAUUAGGCCAGACUAUGAUCAUCAUUAACGAUGCAAGCAUCGCCUUCGAACUACUCCGUGACCGAUCCAACAUCAACUCGUCCCGUCCCCACCAGACAUUCAGCGGUGACAUCGUCGGUUGGAAUUCUUCCACUGCGCUGAGCCAAUAUAACAGCUACUUGAAACUUCACCGAAAGAAUAUCACUAAAGUCGUAGGCUCUAACAUCUCAAUUGCUAUGUUUGACCGAGUGCAGGAAACAGAGGCUGCGCACUUUCUGUUGAAUGUUCUCGCUAAUCCGGAGGACCUUUCCGCUCACAUUCGUCGGGAGGCCGGCACCGUCAUUUUGAAGAUCAUAUAUGGCUACUCGGCGGAGAGUCACGGACAUGACCCCUUCAUUGAUCUCGUCGGUAGAGCCAUGAACAUAUUCGUGGAGUCGAGUGUCCCAGGGAAAUGGGCGAUCGACCUUUACCAUUCUGUAAGCUUUUCAUCGUCCUAUCCCGUAUUUCCCACAAACCGGAUAUUGACUUGGUAUAAUGUAGUGAAAUACCUCCCGGAAGGAUUCCCUGGCACAGAGUACCGCAAGAUAGGUCGCGAAAUGCGCGCCGUGGUGGAUCAGUGCGUCGCACAGCCAUACGCAUUCGUCAAACAGCAGAUGCGUAAGAAGCGAGCGAAAACCUCUUUCUUGUCCCAGGCUAAUCAGGACUUUGGAACCGAUCCAGAGAUGGAUUAUGCCCAUAAGUGGGCGGCCGUGUCGAUGUUCGGUGCUGGUGCCGAUACGACGGUGUCAUCGUUGAUGACGUUUUUCCUGGCUAUGACUCUGUAUCCCGAGGUGCAGAGGAAAGCCCAGGAAGAGAUCGACCGUGUCAUUGGGCAAGAUCGGCUGCCCGUUGCAGCCGACAAGAACAGUCUUCCGUAUAUCUAUGCCUUGAUGCUUGAAACGCACCGAUGGCAUUCCAUUGUGCCCAUGGCUCUGCCACAUGCUAGCACAACCGAGGACAUAUAUAAAGGGUACCGAAUACCGAAAGGAGCGGUCUUUCUCCCAAAUAUUUGGUGGUUCACGCACGAUCCUUCUGUAUAUCCUGACCCAAUGUCAUUCAAUCCGGAUCGUUUUCUCAAGACCGAUGGGCAUGUCCCUGAACCAGAUCCACGAAACUAUGUGUUUGGGUUCGGUAGAAGGAUUUGUCCGGGACGAUAUGUGGCAGAUAAUGCGCUGUUCAUCACCAUCGCACAGUCUCUAGCAGUGUUUGAUAUCAAGCCUGAUGGAGCACUCCCAAAGGUUGCAUUCGAGUCUGGGGCCAUCAGCCAUCCUGUUCCCUAUCGAACAAGCAUAAAGCCUAGAAGCGAAUUGCAUCGAGCAUUGAUCGAAAAGUCCCUAAAGAAGUAUCCGUGGGAAGAGAGCGAUUCGAAAGAAUUGUUGGACAUCAAAUGGUAA
Messenger RNA from Aaosphaeria arxii CBS 175.79, 1647 nucleotides. RefSeq names its product cytochrome P450. Gene Ontology annotation, molecular function: oxidoreductase activity, acting on paired donors, with incorporation or reduction of molecular oxygen; iron ion binding; heme binding. The record is from RefSeq and is a predicted model, not a curated record. Bases 1 to 1647 code for a protein of 548 amino acids. Lineage: Eukaryota; Fungi; Ascomycota; Dothideomycetes; Pleosporales. The transcript has 4 exons.